CGUGAGCGUGGUUGUAUGUCUGUCAGUCUCUCAGUGUUGUCGUAGCCGGCGCGUUGGUGGCAUCUCUGCUCCACAGACUCUGGUCUGAUCCGACCACGCGCUAUCCCGGUAUAAAUAUCUCAAAAUUUUCGAGUUCAAAUAUUGUGAACAAUUACUGAUGAGAAAUCGCUUGGGCUGAAAAAAGACCGUGCGGCAUUUCCUUAUCAAUUGUCUUGGCUGCUAUUAUUCGUAAUGGUUUUACAGUGUAUGAAAGUGUAAGCAUAACUCCUGGCUCUAGGGCCAAUGUCUUGAGGUUAGGAACCUCCUAAGAAAAAAAGUGUCGUGAAAUCGAGGACAAUUUAUAGUGAUUCUGUGAAUGAAAAUGUCGAUGCCUCCAUCGCCUACAGCGUUCGGAACCACGGCGCCAACGUCCGUGAGUUCAACUAACAACACCAACAGCGAAUCUUCAACUCCAACUCCUUCCAACUCUCACAACUCCACAAGUGUCAACCACACGUCAAGUUCAGGUGAGGGGAACCAGCAGUUCUGUCUGCGUUGGAACAACUUCAGAAGCAAUCUCCAGCAAACGUUCCUGAACCUUUUCGAGAAGCAAUCCUUCGUCGACGUAACCAUUUCUUGUGAUGAGAAGAGCAUCCAGGCUCACCGGAUGGUUCUGUCUGCAUGUUCUCCUUACUUUCAAACCAUCCUGAAGGAAUCUGAUUGUUCGCAUCCUGUCAUAAUCCUUCAAGGAGUGAAAUGGUGCGAGUUGAAAGCCGUAGUGGAUUUUAUGUACAAGGGGGAAAUUAACGUGUCACAGGAUGAACUUGCAGGACUCCUAAGGGUUGCUGAGUCCCUCAAAGUGAGGGGACUUACGGAAGUGUGUGACGGGGAUGAACCAGAGGCCACAACGAUAUCCACGUCCCCAGCACCAAGACCCAGGGUCGGGGAAGAGGCCCCUAGAAAACGACGAAGGUACAGCGGAGAUGACACGCACAUAAAUCAUGCCCGAAGUCGGUCUCCAUCUCCCGACAUCGCUUCACCCCCCAUGGCCAUGGACUUCCUUGACACGACUCUGGACCCGAUAUUUUCCCAGGCAAACUUCAAUCGUUCGUCAGCAUCGAGCCAGAAUUCAUCUCACGGUAACGGAAACCAUCAUGGUGCUAAUGUUAAUUCCCCAGCAUCGUUAGCAUCAAGUUUGUCAAGUUUGGCCGCGCAUUUACCAGGAGGAAUGCCACCGCCUGGUCAUUCUUUAGCACAUUUACCUCCUCAUCUCGCUCAUCUGCCACCUCUUAGUCCGCUCUCACCGCUGCUCAACAUGCAUCACCCCGCCAUGGCUAGACCUCAUCAGACCCCUGAAGAUUUCGAAAUUCGACCUGGUAUUGCUGAAAUGAUCCGCGAGGAAGAAAGGAGACGCCGAGAGCUGCCCGAUAUGGUAAGGCGUCAGUCCGUCUUGCCAGGGGCUCCGCACCUGCCCAAUCCCGCGAAACUGCUGGAGUCGUCGCACCACUGGAUGGGAACGUCCAUGGCAGACUCGUACCAAGCGCAAGUGCAGGCAGCGUGGCAGAAAUCCUGGAAUCAGACGCAGUCUUUACUGCAGAACCUGCGCUUCAGAGAGCGGGGACCCCUCAAGUCCUGGCGCCCCGAAACUAUGGCUGAUGCCAUCCACGCGGUCCUCAAAGAAGGCCUUUCUCUUUCACAGGCCGCCCGCAAGUACGACAUACCGUACCCGACUUUCGUGCUGUACGCAAACCGAGUCCACAACCUCCUGGGACCCUCUGCGGAACCUGGGGAUCUUCGUCCCAAAGGGCGAGGCCGGCCCCAGAGGAUCCUGCUAGGAUCCUGGCCUGAGGAACAGAUCAAGGUUGUGAUCCGCGCCGUGGUCUUCAGGGACACUAGCGUCUUCAAGGAUGAGGAGCGCAAGGCCAGGAUGGAGAACAAACAUAAACCAGUUAUCAAGCAAGAACAACGUCCUGCUUCUAACCCUGAGGGCUCCAUAACCACCACGAGCCCCGAUGGCACCAGCCUCGCUUACAAGCCUGGCACUCCGAACUCGACUGGCACUCCCGACACAACUCGCUCGUCUUCAUCUACUCCUGGAACUUCUCUUGGCGGCCCCUCGAUAGCGGUAACUCUGCCACACGCACUGGGCCAGAUGACGAGAACUGCCACACCUCAGGGUCCGGCUGGAAUGCCUUCAAUGGGCGCCGAUGCUCCUUUCCAAGAUCCCAGCACUGAAACUCAUCCAUCCUCAAUGCAGCAUUCCCCACAACAAUCCCCAGCAGUGUCCACCCCACUUCCUCCUCUGUCGUCUCCGGGCACCCCCGAGGUAGCUGUAUCUGUGCCCUCUUCCUCACCACCGCAGGUUUCACGGUCCCCGAUUGUGGGUGGCAUUGCGGUCAAGAACGAAGGAAUGCAGGAACCUAACACGUCGAUCAGUCCUAGUCGUCAGUCACCCAUUUCAACCUCUCCGCCUCGGCACAGCCCAUCCUCUUUUAAGUCCACUCAUACCCAUUCUAAUAACGGUCCCACCAUUAACGGAAAUUCACCAAAUACUAACGGACCGAUGAUCUCGCAAUCUCAGAUGCCCUUCCCACCGCAUAUGCUGCAGCAGCAAAUAAUGGGAAGCAUGUUACAGGGAUCCAUGCCUCCGAACAUGCCUCCGCCUCCUCCCCCAAAUCAUGCUCGUCCCAACAUGCCCCCCACAGCUUUCCCCGGCUACAUGAGGAUGCCCAUGCCUCCACAUGCCCCGCGUAGCAUGCAGCAUGAGGAAUCGCCCGAAGCUUUGCUGUUUAAUAAAAUUGUUGGAGGUUCACAAUUUCCUCCCAUGAAUCUGAGGCCAUAUUUCCAUCCUGAUGCCGCUGUUGCUCAUGGAUCACGCAAUCCUAAUGCGAUGUUUCACCGAGAUCCCUCUUUGGAUAGCAUCAAAUCGGAACCUGAACCCAUCCUCAAUUAAAUAAAUGUCUAAUAUCAUGGGCAAUCACCCUUUCACAAGUUUAUCUAAUGCUAAAUGCUACGAGUGUAAAAAAAUACCUCAUUUCUUCUUAUCAGCGCAAAUUGUGUUUUCCUUUCUAUUUUUUUCGCAAAGACUCGUACUGUAAGUGUUUCAGCUCUGUUGAUCCAGUUUAGAAAGGCAUUUGCUGCAUCUUUCUAGCCUCUGAGGCAUUUGUAGUGUGGUUUGCACCUCUGAUGAUCUGGCAAUUUCAUUCUUCUGCUGACGAAUGGUUCGCAGGAAGAUGUUUUUCUCUGUGGUAUAUACGUGAAGUCCCACCAAGUUAGUCAAAACUGACAGGUCUCUUCGAUGGCCAGUAUUCAACAGAUAAUUACAUUUUGUUCUGCCUACCAUUUUAUGCAGAAUUGUUGUUAAAAGCAUUCAGUUUCACAACGGACAUGACGAGUGGUGAUCGCAGAUAAUAGCUGGCCUCCGACACGUUCUUCGAGGACAAGAGAUUGUUUUGUAAAUAAUGUAUGAGUUAAUUUCUAAAAUAACAUCUCAUUAUUUACAAAUGUAAGUCAUGGAAGUGGCUUUUUUGUUCAGAAAAUCGGACGUAUUUAUUGUAGGCCUGCAUACUAUUUGCAUUUACAUGGGCAUUCGUUUUUUUGUUUAUUUCAACGUAAAUCGUUACUUCAAAUUAUUUUGCCGAAUCACCCAAGACUGCCUUGUAUUUUCUGUGGGUCACGAUCCUAAGGAAUCGAGUGCGUUUCGUUGGGAUGUGUAUUUAUUUUUUCCCAAAAAUGUUACUUAACAUUUAGUAGCUAUUUCUAAUCCUGGUUUCUACUUCGUUUGGAAUUCACCGGGUUAAAAUACGGAUGUCGAAUAGUCGCAACCCAAGUGUUGAAAUACUUCUAAUUUAUUUCUAAUGCACCAUGUAGUAGUGUAAAUAUUGUUCGCAUGUUACUAUAUGGAGAGUGAAUUUUAUCCGAAUCUGCUCUCUAAAUUCCUAAUGAGAUAUUCCAUUCUAUCGAAUUUAGUAAUCACAAAAUUUAUUUCAUGGAAAUAGGCAUUAGUACAGUAAAGGAAGGAUUGUUUUCACUGGGAAAUUAUAUAUAUACUGACAACUCAUUAUUAUUUGGGUUGCUUCAAUGCAAUACGUUUCUCAAAUUUUCCUUCACAAUAAGUAAACACAGCAGUAGCAUGGGAAAGUUAAUCUCAUUAGUAUUCAUUGUAUAAAUUGUACAAACCGUAUUGAGUGAAAGUGUGCCCUUUUGACUGAUCUCUACUUCAUGUUACCUCUUUCCUUUCUAUCCGUCAGUAAAACUGAUGGAUAAGCGCGUGCUAUUAUAUAAGCAAGUUAAACGAGAACAUUAAGGAGAAUAUGAUCACUGAUCUAUUUAUUAUAAGUUGUUAUUUUGCGUCUCCAUUACAUAAAUCUGCUCUUCAAAGAUCCUGUUUCAUCUCAGUUUAGUUAUAUUGAGAAACGAGUAAAUUGGUAGAAUUCAUGCAUCGUCAACAUACGAGUCAGAAGUCACAACAUUUUCCGGAGUAAAAUUUGCGCCUAAUUCAACUCGCAGCAUUCAAGUAUUUCCCCGGCUACAUUCAAGUAUUUCCCCGGCUAAAAUAAUAAUUGAUAAUAUGAGUUACUAAUUAUUGGCUAUCACUGUUGUUAUUUUACGUCUGCUCAUGUAUACUACUUAAGUGUAAGCAGUUGGCUUGAGUCUUAAUCAUCCUGUAAUGAAUAAUUUAUAUAGAGCGGUUGUAGAAGUGUAAAGUUUUUGCGGUCAGGGAGUUGCUGCAAGAGUGCGUUUCUGUUAAUAUUAGUGUAAAUAGCAUUUAAAUCCCACAAUUAGUCUUGGCACUUGGCAUCUGAUUGUACAGAUGUAGCUCUUUGAAAAGUACAUCUUUGCGUGGUUAACAACCAGCUACAAAACUUUGGACACGUUUUGCAACUAUACCUUACCAUUUGGAUAGUGAAUGGAGGCAUAAAAAAAGAGUGGUGAUAUGAAUAGAUUAAUAUAGAGUUUCUACUCUUCUGUUAGGCCUGUUCCGUUCGCCUAUGAUCUUCUUCUGAAGUUCUCUUUUAAAUUAUAUUAACUGCUGAAGAUUUGAACUCAGUGAUGAAGGUUUUCAGCACUUACAAAAUUUUUGUUCAUCUGGGUUUCCAAUUGCCAUGUUGUCUAUCAUGAAUCACAAAGCUUUGCCCAACUUCUAUGGGUUCUAUCUUCUCCACUAAAUUUCGAUCAUCAUAUCUCUAGUUUAUAUACAUUACUGACGCUGCUCACAUUCAAAAUGGAAUAUUUGAUGAAUGUUAUACUUUGAUUAUGAGUUGGUCUCUACUCGUUGACAUGAUUAUUUUGACAAACGAUUGGUGGUCAAUUGAUGACCUUAUCACCUGACAAAUAAUGUUUGGAAUUUAUGAAUACGCUGGAAAUUAUAUUGUUAAAAGUUAGCUGCUUUACCGCUUAGCGCUGAAAAAUAAACGGAAGAUAAUCAAAAUAUACCAAUUCCAGUUUCCAACUUCAUUGUACUAAGGUACUUUCUGUGUAAAAAUGUUGUUUUUAUGUGUAAAUACAGUAUAUGCUGAAUAAAUAGCCAUACUCUAUAUAAUGCAGGGAACUUGACAUCUGUUAGAUGAUGUUUAGUGCAAAUAUUACAGACUCAUCAAUGUACAUUGUGAUCUGAGCGCAAUUGUACCGUAUGAAAAAAGGAAAAUUUACGCGCAGUUGUUUGCUAAAAAACAUCGUCGUUAAACCUGACAACUUUUUCGUACGUGGAAAUACCAAUGCCAAGAUGUUCCCAGUUAAUGGAAUUAACUAGACAAUGAAAUGAGAAUUUCACAUUUAUUUGUAUGUUGUAUUUAGUAGCUUAAAAAGCAAUGCAGGUAAACAUCUUCAUGUUGUUGCUGGAGAAGUGAUAACAUUCAUGAGGGACAAAGUUUUGAGCGAUGGUUUCCAAGAAUGUAAAGUAUAUACGGGAUCUGCAAGAAUUUCUGUCGAUUGCUUGGAUAUGAAGAAUUAAGGUUGUAGUGACUACAACUGGUGUAAUAUAACCAACCCAAUGUAAUACAUGUCUCGUUGUGGCUCCAUAUUGUUGCAUUGAUGUGUAGUGGACGUGUGCGAUGUAAUCGUUCUGUAUGGUGUCCUAUAGUGAAGUUCUUUACUCGUGUGAACAUUUUGUAACAUAAUAUCCAUAGGUUAGGGUGCGAUUUCCUCCAUGGUUUUUUUUUUCAUCACUGAUUUACUGGAGACAAAUCUGAAUAGAAGGAAGAUAAUUUCGUUGCUUGCAAUGGCUUGCUGAAUUUAAAAUUCUAGCAAUGUUAGACAACAUUGAAAUUUUUAUAUUGCUGAAAGGCUCUGAAUUGGGUUGACAAUUUAUUGUUCAGGCCUUGUAUCUUUUUCCAGUUUCACCAACACUUUCCGUUGGAACAUUCCUAUUCAUUUAUUAGAACUAGCAGGUCUUAAUUCCAACAGUCUGAACGACAAACAAGCUAUUCUUUAGUAUUCACUAACUCAGCACGAUGGGAUUUACUGUAGAAAUAACUAUGAUAAUUGAUGAUGUAAAUUGAUGAUUGAAUUAAUGUACUGUAACUUUCAGCAUUCGAUCAGCGGUUGUUUUGCAUUGUUCUUGAAGCAUUACGAUUGUGUUGCUCUGUAGAUGCCUUGAUGUUGUAGAAUAUUUAUUUCUUGAGUUACUUCUGACGAAUGGAAGAUUCUGGUAACGUAUUUUGCAAACUGAUGAUGAGUCAGCUUAUAAUUACAACGGAUGUGUAUAUGGUCUGCUUCGAGCUCGUGCCAUAUAUAGUAGACAAUGAAUGUUAUAUGAGCAGUGCAGCUUGUAUAUCGCUUUAUGUAUCAAACCUCAUUCAUUAAAACCUGGAAAACUAAACUACC
Messenger RNA from Hyalella azteca, 6804 nucleotides. RefSeq names its product protein bric-a-brac 1. Gene Ontology annotation, cellular component: nucleus. Lineage: Eukaryota; Metazoa; Arthropoda; Malacostraca; Amphipoda; Hyalellidae. Gene Ontology annotation, biological process: regulation of transcription by RNA polymerase II. The record is from RefSeq and is a predicted model, not a curated record. The coding region runs from base 356 to 2932 and encodes 858 amino acids. Gene Ontology annotation, molecular function: protein binding; DNA binding. The transcript is spliced from 8 exons.